AUGCCGUCGCCCCAGACCAUUCGUCGCGUCGCCAUCACCGGAGCCGUCGCCUCCGUCACGGCCAUGGGAGCUUGGUAUGGAGCGGGGCUGAAGACGCAGCAGGACUACCAAGAGGUACGCGCGCGCCAAGUCGUCUACGAGCUCCCCGUCGAAGAGCGCAUCGCCGGGCUGGAAACGAAACGCGCCCGCCUGCUUACCCAGAAGUCGGAUCUGGAGGCCAAGAUCGCCCAAGUCGAAGCCAAACGCUCUGCGACUGGCGCGUAG
Aplosporella prunicola CBS 121167 is the source of this 264-nucleotide messenger RNA. RefSeq lists its product as uncharacterized. The transcript has 2 exons. The record is from RefSeq and is a predicted model, not a curated record. Lineage: Eukaryota; Fungi; Ascomycota; Dothideomycetes; Botryosphaeriales; Aplosporellaceae. The coding region runs from base 1 to 264 and encodes 87 amino acids.